This is a messenger RNA of Drosophila subobscura, 5329 nucleotides long. RefSeq lists its product as uncharacterized. Bases 79 to 5211 code for a protein of 1710 amino acids. The transcript is spliced from 8 exons. The record is from RefSeq and is a predicted model, not a curated record. Lineage: Eukaryota; Metazoa; Arthropoda; Insecta; Diptera; Drosophilidae.
CAGCUGUCAGCUGUGCUCAAAACGACAAGAGAAAAUUUAUUAGUUUAAGGCGUCUUUUUUGUAUAUGUAUAUUUUCUGAUGGCGCCGCCCAUUAAAAUUGUUGUGGACCCAGCUAGUAGCAAGGGCCGCAGCAGUGGAAGCAAUAACAACCACACGAGCAGUGGUACGGGCGCAGUGCCCAAACAGCAGCAACAAAACUCAAAUGCAGGGGGAGCCGCCUCUGCCGCAGGAUCUGCACCUGCCAGCAGAUCGGCACGUUCCAGACGCCAUCAAGAGCAUCUAGGGGAGCCAGACAUGGACUUUGUGGAACCUCUGCAAAGGGAAACACUAAAAACAUUAAAUGAUCUGCUGCAACGGACCCGCAUAACAAACGGCCAGAUCCGCAGCCAGGAGGAACAACAGUCGGCCAUAUCAACAACCACAUCGCCAGGAGUUCAGCAACACCAGAGGGAACGGGAGCGGGAGGCACUGCGUCACUUGGCUGCUGAGCACAACAGCUACGACCCAACAGAGCAAUUGCAGGAGCAGCAGCAGCGCUAUUGCUUUCCCGUCCGACCUGUGCAACGUGUCCAGCAUCAGCCGUCAUCUGCUGCCCCGCCUUCCGCGUCAUCGGCCUUGCUGCGUUUGCGUCAAUCGACGCCCCCGAAUGCGACAGUAGGCGUGGUCAUACCAAACGCGACCACAACGAACGGCAACGAGGAGCACUUGAUACAGUUCGCCGGCGGACUGCAGACACUGGUCCAACGACUGCUUGGCGUCGCCUUGAGCCCCAGAGGCGAAGGAGCUCGCCCACAGCUUGAAGUGUUUCGCUCCCUGAUAGAAUUCGAUGAGAACUUGAAUAGCAGCAGACUGCAAUCGAACGGAAUCUCAGCCGAGCAACUGAAGAACAUGGUGCACGAGAUCAAUCCCAGCGCCGAACAGGAGGAGGGCAUUGUCAAUUCGACCAGCCUCGAGGAUGUGGCAUUGAGUGAGAUGAGCGACAAUCGCGCCCAGUCGAUACAAUCGUUGCAUAGCGUCCUGGAGACGCCCACACCCGAUGCGACGCCCAGCUUCGAUGAGCUGCAGCAGCGCCUGGAUGCCUCCAAUCGCAAUAUGCAGCACCUGCAGGAUGAGCAGGCCAAGCUGCUGCACAUUCAGAACAUGGCCAAGUCGCAUCUCAGCGAGAUGGAGCAGCUGCGCCAGCACGCCAGCCACAUGCCCCACUCGAGCAACGGGGGCGAGGGGCCCAGCUAUGAGUCAGUGCAACAGGUGCAGGACGACAUGGCCUCGCUAGUGGGUCGCAUGAAGAACCUUACCGCAUUUAUACACAAUCAAAACGAGCUGAGCAGCGUCCUGGGUGACGACGGUCCGGAGAUCCUUGCCGAGCAGCAGGCCCUGCAGGACAAGCUCGAAUCGUUGCGAAGUCAGCGCGAGGACAUGCGUAAUCUCGUCGACCAACUGAAUAGCAUCAAUCAAACGGCAAAGGAGACCAACCGCGCAGUGAGAGAAGCCAAAGAAGACACUCAACCGCCGGCAAAUCCGGCUCCAGCACCGGUUCCGGCUCCUGCUCCAGUGUCCUCAACAGAUCGCGUGGUGCCCGUAGAGUAUCAACGGAAUGUGCCCAUUUUACGGCAGGAAGCGGCCAAUGCCGCUCAGCGUGCGCUCCACGCCCAGACGAUGAUCACCCAAAAGACGGCAGACAUUGAUGCCCUCAAAGCCCAAAUGGCAAGGCUCAAGGGCAUGCUGAACACGGUCAGCCAGAUUGAGGACUCUACCCCGAGCGUCGGUGCUAUAUUAGAGCGUGAGAGUGUGAGCAUCGAACGACAGCUGCUCCCAGACGAUAUUAGCCAUCGCGUGCACACCCUCAACGAUGUCACGUCAGAGCUGAGGGCCGAAGCAGCCAGUCUGCAAAAGGAACGCGACCGCAUCUUGGCGUUGAAGGCGGAGAUCGAGCGACGCAAGCAGCAGGCAGCCGCCGCUGUGCAGAUGGGUGAAGAGGCGCUCAAACGAAGCAGCCUGACACCGACACCCACGCCCAUGAGGCAGCGUGAAGAAGCUCAAGAGGAGGAGCCAUCCGAGGUGGAGACCUCCCUGCAGGCUACUCCGCCGCGCGAGCAACUGCGCGACGAGUUGCGGCUGCAGUGCGAGCGUCUGCGCAAGGAGUACGAGCAGAAGCAGCGCGAGCUUGAGCAGCGGUACAUGAACAGCAACAACACCACCUCGGAGGCAGAUGACGAGGGCAACGACGACACCGACAGCGACAAGUACUUUGCCAAUGUGCGCACAGCCUCGUCGGCCACCCUGAAGCGUGCUCCCUCGGCCAGCACUGUGGUGGAGCAGCGACGGUCGCAGCCAACAAAAAACCCACCGCCUCCUCCCAUGCACAACGAGGAGGAUUUGAAUGUGACCAUCGACACGCUGUCGCUGGGCAACGACAGCCUGCUCUCGAGCAGCGCCAGAUCGCAGUACAUGCCACCGCCCAUGGCGCCAGUUCAGGGUAUGUGGGCCACGCACAAUGCCAGCAGCAAUGCCUGGCACGGUCAGCAACCAAUCUAUGCCCCAGUGCAUCCCAGCAACGUGGAGUGCAAGCCAACAGUUCCGACUGCGCCACAGGCCACAUCCUCGAACGCCUCCGGCUCGAAUGCUUCGGCCGAUGCCGUGAUGCUUCAGCAGUUCAUGCAGGCCCAGCAGAUGCUCAUCAACUCGGUCUGCCAGUGCAAUCAGACCCUGUGGCACCAGCAGCGAGAGAUCGAUAAUCUUACCAAUCAGCUGCAUGCCCUCCAGGAUCGCUUCAAUGUUGUGGGAUGUCAGGACCAUAGCUACGGCUUGCGCUCAGAGUCAGUGCCGCCACCGAGCCUCUCGGUGGGGACUCCCAUUCUGGGCCAGAUACCCAACAACCUCUGUCUGGGCGGCAGCAACCACCGGGCUCAGUCGGAGCAGAUGUUCAAUUUCGGUGCCCAUCAGAGCGGCCAUCAAAGCGCCUUCAGCAACUAUCAGCGCAGCUGUCACCGCAACGCGGGCACAACGGCAAGUGUUUACAGCACCAGUAGCGAUGCCCACCAGCAGCAACAGCAGCAGCCGUUCCUCAAUAAUGCAGCCCCGCCACAGCAGGCGCCACCGACACACUUCAACAACGAGACGCCGCUGUCGCCACCCUCAUAUCGCGCCAGUCCGGGACCCAUUUUCAUGAAUCACCACAACAACACCAUCCACCAGAACAACGCAAAUCUGCGCACCCAGAAUCAGUACGCCAACAAUUUGCACUCGCUGCCAGUGGCCGGAGGAGCAGCUGUGGCACCGCCGCCACUGCAGCCGACGCUGAACAACCAGGUGCCGCCCGGCAAUCGGGCCAACAACUACUGGGACAACUUCAGAAGCUACUCGCGCCAGAAUCUGCUCUCCAACAAGAGUAAUGAGGAGCUAAAUGUGGACCAUCAGCAGUAUCGCCGUCAAAGGUCGCGUCUCACAUAUUUCCCGUCGCAUGCUGCUGUGCCAUGUUCGCGCAGCUCCGCCUCAGCCAGCGCAGUCCUGUCUUUCCAACAACAACAACAACAACAGCCGCAGCAACAGCAGCAGCAACGACAGCACCAUUUCUUAGAGUCGUCUCCACUAACCGCUUUGCAUGGCAGCGGCAGCAGCAACAGCAAUAACCUAAACAAUACCACUAGUGGGGGCAGAAAGCGGGACUGGCGUGACGAUCCACAGCUCGUGGACGAGGACUUGGACGAGGUGGAGGAGAACAAUGACAAUGCCAUCUAUGGCGGUGGCCGGCGACGUAAUCGCCGCCGUCCUGCGGCCUCCCCUCUGCUCGAUGACGAUGCCGAUCAGUCGAGCUCCUCCAAUUUGGUCAACAUGAACGUCAACUUCGGCAACAGUCCGUUGUAUCAGCGAAACAAGGUGCCAGCCAAACCCACCACCUCGGCCGUCUCACUGACUCCACUGCAGCAACGUCAUCUGCGCUUUGACUUCGAGCUUCCAGCACAGUACAUCGACUAUGAUCUGCCCCAGGCGACUGCUUCUGCAACAGCGGCACCUCGUAUCGAUUCUUCCAGCUUCAAUCAUGAGAGGGGAGUGCCAGUGGAUGAGUCGAAUGCUUUGGAGCAGAGCGAGGAGACUGCCUCCGAGGAGCUGAAUCGGAAUCUGCUUGUUAAUGCAUUAAAAAGCGACAAGUUCACGACCAAGUUCUACGAAUCCAUUAAGGAAGAUGUCUACAGGCGGCUGGAAACACUAUUCGAGCAACAGCAACAGCAGCAGCAGCAACAACAGCAACAGCUGCAACAGAGCCAGGAGACGCAUAGCCUGCGGAAGGCCCUCAACCAGGGUACUUCUCCCCCAGACCGUGCGCAGGCACAGGAGCAGGAGAUCGAGAACGAGAACGAAGGGGAGAACGAAGCUUCUAAUGCGGAGGGCACUGAGAGCCGCAGCGAAACGCCUUUGGAGGCAAUGAGCCUGCAGUUGGACAAUGACAGGCCCGAGGACGAGAAGGGAUCCCCUGCGAAGCCAGCCCAAAACGGGCACGCCCAAGCCCUCGAGCUGAGCGAUGGGGCUUACGGUGCUUCCGCUUCUGCUGUAAGGACAGAGAACGAAGAGAAAAUAAUUGAGCCGGCCCUUGAGAGUGCCGCCUCGGGGGCGGUGGCGGUGGCUGGGGCAGUGGCCAGCGUAGAGAUGGCUCCGGAUCAUGCGCUGAUCGAGUACAUUAUCAAGCGCAUUCGAAACCAGACGCACAACAACACAAUCAUUAACGACUCAAUGCUGGUGGAGGUCUCCAAGCUGACGGCGACGGCCGCACGAAACUCUGCCACCAGUUGGGCCCAAAACGCUUCCUCGCCCCUCAUUUCGCCCAAGCGGAUCUAUGCCAAGAUUAAGAAAAUGGACAUACCCCGACAGCGGGAUGAGUUCCUGCUCUGGUAUCGCUCUUAUUUGGAGCAACUCUUUGUUGUGGAUCAUCCGAAAGGAGACAGCCAUGCCAAGUCCAAAGUGUCGUCCACCAGCAGCCCCAAAAACCAGACAAACAAGCGAGUGCGCGAGCAGUCGCACUCCCAAUCACAGGACUCCAACAACGAUGCCGAUCUUGCCGAGGCUGACCAGAAGAAUGUCUCCUCUUCCAACGGCAACGGGGACCUCGAGUGCGAGAACAACGAGAAUCCCGAUGAGGAGGCUGACGCGGAUCCGGAUGGUCUUGCUGCUGGCGAUUCGGGAGAUGUGGAAAAGAACGAUAUCAGUCUAGACUAGCUACGAUAUACCCAACCCAACCCACACAUUCCUAAUCUCACUUAAAACAUAAGACACAACAUACGCAUCUUUGUAUGGGUAAAGUCCCUCGCUCACUCCCAUUCUUCAUCGCUAGAAA